Messenger RNA from Closterium sp. NIES-67, 2716 nucleotides. The record is from the annotation of a GenBank genome assembly. Lineage: Eukaryota; Viridiplantae; Streptophyta; Zygnematophyceae; Desmidiales; Closteriaceae.
UUCCCAGCCCAGCAGCCUUUCGCGAUUACUCCCCCGCCCUCCUGUGCGGCCUCGAAGGUCGAACAAGCUCACGAAAGCCUGUCGAACCUUUGCGAGCUCCCUUGCAAUGAGAUGCAACUUACAGUAAUCCUUCCAAGACCGCCAUCGCUAUGAUGAAUCCGGGAGGGCAGCAACAGCAGGAGCAGCGGCGGCAGCAGCUGCACCGUCGGUCACAGCACAGAUAGUUGAAGCCACUAGGGCCGCCAUUCUCGCACCGCCCUUUCUUCCCCCUCUUCCCCCUCUUCCCCCCUCUUCCCCCGUCUCCCCCCAUCUUCCCCCAUGGAGCGCACCUUUUCCGCCAGCGGGCGCCACAAUCACCCCACCUUCGCCUCCGCGCGCUCCCCCUCCCUCCGCCCUUCCGCCUCCCCGCUCUUCACCCACGCUUCCCGAGCUACCGCGCGAUCCCCGCCGCAUUCCCCGCCGCGUUCCCCGCCGUAUUCCCCGCUGUAUUCCCCGCCCUACUCCCCCGGCUCCCCCGGCGCUUCCGCCCCAUCCUCCCCGCGCCUUAGGUGCCUGUAUAUAACGAUUCUUAUAAUAGUCUCCUACAACUUAAGUUACGUAGUGGAGCAUUUAACUCUGUCGCUCUUAGGCCGGCCUAACGCGUGGUCGCGCGGCGGCGGCGCGCGCGGGGAGGAGGAGUACGGCGCGUACGGCGCUGACAGCGCGUUCUAUAACGCGUUCUCCGCGGCAGCUGAUAGCGGGGAUGACCCCCCCACUCUGGCGUCCUUCACGCCGCCGGACCUCCCCACGUGGGACCCCAACGAGGUGCAGGUGGAGGUGCCAGUGGUGUUCUACCACGGCCGCCCGGGAGCCUCUCCCUGCCACAAGUCACACUACGUCUAUAAAAUAGUGUCCGAGGCGCGCAAGCACAACAACGCGGUGCACUUCAUCGGGCCUCGGGAGUGCCGGCAGUUCUUCUUCCACAUGGGGGUGCGCUUUGAGGAGCACGCCGAGUACGAGGAGGUGUACGAGUGGUUCAUCCGCAACCUGGGGACUCCUGUGGAUGUGCAUGUGCGCUGGUUCAUUCUAAAGAAGUUCAUGGAGCGCCAUAAUUAUGGCCGCAUCUUCCACCUCGCCACCGAAGUCAUGCUCUUCGCCAACGCCUCCCAGGUGGCGGCGUGGCUCUUCCCCAACUCCGACCUCGCCCUCCCAGCGCGCUGGCCCAGCAUCAGGCCUCCUUUGAGACCCACUCAGUACUCCUCUGCAGGAGUGGGCACGCACAUAGCAUUGAUGUCCUACGCUGCUCUCGUUGACUGGUGCCUCUUCCUGCAUGCCGUCUUUGACUCGGCGCUGUUCGGCGGCGACAAGGAGAGCCAGGAUCUGGUGCUGCUGCCCUCCUAUGUGGAUGUCACCAUCAUGGGAUGGUACACCUUCGCUGGCUGCUGGCUGCAGUGGGUGGAGCCCCCAUGUGUUUCAGACGUCAAGCCCGAAACAGCCAAGGCUCUGCGCAAGAGAGGCAUUCAGCCGCGCUUCCGAGUGCAAUCCCUGUGCCAGCCACGGAACUGCCUCAAUUCUUCGUGGUCCAACGAGGGCCCCUGCGUCUUCGACAACAACUUCUCCCUCACCUCGGGCCGCCCCUUUUUCAAGUUUAAGACCGGAGACAAGUGCCCGUCGACCAUGCACUAUGCCUUCUACCGCGGGUGGGAGGAGGAGGCGCAGACGGAGCCAGUGCAGUUUCUAGCCGUGCAUUUCAUGCACCGGAAGAAAGAGUUUCUGAGCACCAAGUUUCCUCCUGAACCGGAGAAAUCAUGGGGUAGCGCUGCUGAGUAGCAGUGGUUAUGAGAUGCUUUCAUGCAUUUUGCAGUCACCAUGUGCCAUAUCCAUGGAAUGCAGGGAAGCAAGCAAGAACAUCAGGUUCGAGAUGGUGGGAUGGGAGGUACAUGUAUGAGGCUGUGAAAGCGCAUCAUACGAGGCAACUGUGAAGUCAACUCUCUACAGCCUCAUUCGGCCAGGUCUCUUUUGCACUGAGCAGAGGUUAACACAAGCACGAAGACAAUUUUCACGCAACGACCAACGCACGCGAAGUCAAAUUGAAAGCUCAGCAAUGUGUGACUGCACAACCAUGGCACUACAACCCAACCGACACCACCCCUACCCCAUUAGCCCAUCGUUACCCCCCCGAAACCUCCCUCCCUCCACCCUUUAUUCCUCCUCAUCGUCGCGCUCCGGCCAGCAGCAGUCGUCCUCCUCCUCACAUUCGCUGUCAAAGCCGUACUCGUGGUCGAUCAAGCCUCCGAGUGUCUCGCCGUGUGAGCAACGGGCACUCACUGAUGUAACACUCACGCAGCGUCGGCAUUCGCCGAAGGGAAUUCGGCAGCCGAGCCAGCCGCUUGCAGGCGAUCAGGAAUCCCCCGCCUGGAGCGCCGUGAGAGCAAAGGGCAUUCAGUGACCGAGCAAUCACGCAGCAUCGGCAUUCCCCGGAGGGACGGCAACCGAACAAGCUGCUUGCAGACGCUCACUUCCAGCACCUGCAACCGAGGCAGCUGAGCGAACGAGUGAGGCAAGCUGCGCAAAUGCUUCAGUCCCAGGAGCACCAAUUCCUUGAGGGAAGAAAGCUUCCAGAAGUCAUUCGGAAUGGAGGAAAUACCGAGCUUGAUAAAAGUGCAGGUCUGCAGCCUGGACAGGCUCGUAAAGGAUUCUGGAAGUCGCAUCAGUUUAAUACAGUCAAUGAUUUCCA